Molecule: messenger RNA, 849 nt
Organism: Hydractinia symbiolongicarpus
Lineage: Eukaryota; Metazoa; Cnidaria; Hydrozoa; Anthoathecata; Hydractiniidae
Product: zinc metalloproteinase nas-4-like
Exons: 6
Coding region: 59-802 (247 amino acids)
Biological process (GO): proteolysis
Molecular function (GO): zinc ion binding; metalloendopeptidase activity
Source: RefSeq, a predicted model, not a curated record
UUAUAUAUGAUGAAAGCCAACAAAAUUUUAUCACACUUUCUUCUGUAUCAGUUCCAAGAUGAAGUCAAUCGGUGCUGUAUUACUUUUGCUUGCAUCAUGCAUUUCAAUUCAUUGUGCUUGGGUCGAUGAGAUGGAGAACCCGGGCAUGUUUGAAGGAGAUAUCCAAUUGGAUCCGGACGAGAAAGAAGGAAUUUUAAAAACUGGCAAUGCGUUUGCAAGUAUUAAAGGUGGAAGAUGGCCAGGUGGAAGAAUUACAUAUCAAAUAGACAGUUCAAUUGGUUCUCGGGGGGUGUCAGCUAUCAAUAACGCUAUUGCAAAUUAUCAUCGCUAUACAUGUUUGAAAUUUACCAAAGUAUCACGAGGAGCGGGUAUUGAAUUCUACAGAGGAUCUGGUUGUUCCUCACCAGUGGGGUACAGAUCUGGCAGACAAAAUAGAAUCUCACUUGCGAGUGGAUGUUGGUAUAAAGGUACUGUCAUGCAUGAGAUUGGACACAGCAUGCGGGAACAUUUCUUCCUAGGAAUUUACCAUGAGCAAAGCAGACCAGACAGAGACAACUAUGUGCAAAUCAUAUGGAGCAACAUUCCACAAAAUCGACAGUUCAACUUCAGGAAGCAAUCCUACAACAUCAUUGAUCGUAAUAUUAGAACUCCAUAUGAUUACGGAUCAAUGAUGCACUACGGCGCAAAGGCUUUUGGCAAUGGUAAAACCACCAUUAGAACCCUAAAUUCUGCAAGCAUUGGACAAAGAAAUGGAUUCAGUCAAAUUGAUAUCAAGCAAAUUAACCUAAUGUAUUGUUCUUAGAUUGGAUAAAGCUAACAGAAAUGGGACUAAAUAUCUAUCUAUGUUUA